AUGCAGGGAAAGAACUUCACAGAACUGACAGAAUUCAUCUUCCUGGGAUUUUCUAGCUUUGGAAAGCAUCAGAUAACCCUCUUUGUGGUUUUCCUAACUGUCUACAUUUUAACUCUGGUUGCUAACAUCAUCAUUGUGACUAUCAUAUGCAUUGACCAUCAUCUCCACACUCCCAUGUAUUUCUUCCUAAGCAUGCUGGCUAGUUCAGAGAUGGUUUACACACUGGUCAUUGUGCCACGAAUGCUUUUGAGCCUCAUUUUUCAUAACCAACCUAUCUCCUUGGCAGGCUGUGCUACACAAAUGUUCUUUUUUGUUAUCUUGGCCACUAAUAAUUGCUUCCUGCUUACUGCAAUGGGGUAUGACCGCUAUGUGGCCAUCUGCAGACCCCUGAGGUACACUGUCAUCAUGAGCAACGGACUAUGUGCCCAGCUGGUGUGUGGGUCCUUUGGCAUUGGUCUGACUAAGGCAGUUUUCCAUGUGACAGCCAUGUUCAAUUUGCCAUUCUGUGGCACAGUGGUAGAACACUUCUUUUGUGACAUUUACCCAGUCAUGAAACUUUCUUGCAUUGAUACCACUAUCAAUGAGAUAAUAAAUUAUGGUGUAAGUUCAUUUGUGAUUUUUGUGCCCAUAGGCCUGAUAUUUAUCUCCUAUGUCCUUGUCAUCUCUUCCAUCCUUCAAAUUGCCUCAGCUGAGGGCUGGAAGAAGACCUUUGCCACCUGUGCCUCCCACCUCACUGUGGUUAUUGUCCACUGUGGCUGUGCCUCCAUUGCCUACCUCAAGCCGAAGUCAGAAAGUUCAAAAGAAAAAGACCUUGUUCUCUCAGUGACGUACACCAUCAUCACUCCCCUGCUGAACCCUGUUGUUUACAGUCUGAGAAACAAGGAGGUAAAGGAUGCCCUAUGCAGAGUUGUGGGCAGAAAUAUUUCUUAA
Gorilla gorilla gorilla (western lowland gorilla) is the source of this 930-nucleotide messenger RNA. Its product is annotated as olfactory receptor 10J5. Gene Ontology annotation, biological process: G protein-coupled receptor signaling pathway. Gene Ontology annotation, cellular component: membrane. NCBI's taxonomy places the organism in Eukaryota, Metazoa, Chordata, Mammalia, Primates, Hominidae. The transcript has a single exon. The record is from RefSeq and is a predicted model, not a curated record. Gene Ontology annotation, molecular function: G protein-coupled receptor activity; olfactory receptor activity. The coding region runs from base 1 to 930 and encodes 309 amino acids.